GAAUAUAACAUAAUUGGUCUAUUAUCUGUUAAGCUAGAUGAGCUUCCAACCUAAAACCAAUUGGUACUAAGUGGAGUGGCCCAUCCAUCUUAUAUAUUGCUAAGGAUCCCUUCCAAUAUCCGAUGUGGGACAUUUAUUCCUAAUACGCCCCCUCGAGAUGAUGGCUCUUUGAGCGUCAAUCUCGGAAUGUUCGGGCAAAGAUCGAUGGACCGACUUUGGGCUGAAUCGAUAAUGGAUCGGAUUGGACUGCAUGGAUCGGGCUCUGAUACCAUGUUAAGCUAGAUGGGCUCCCACAUCUUAUCUACCUAACAAUUUAUUUAUUCUAUGAUAAAAUUGAAUGAACAUUUUAAAUAUAUAUAUAUAUAUACUAAAAUAUUUUAUAUGACACAAAUAAACAUAAUUAUUUUUGUAAAAAACAUCAUUAAAGAAGAAGAUAUUAUUGGAGAAUCUGUCUUCAGUUUAGUAGGAAGAUUUCGUGCUAUAUACGGGCUUAAAGGUAUCCUAUUCUAUGAUAUUUGCGUGGGGCUCUCGGACCAAACUAUAUAUUGCCACAAGGCUUAAUAUAAAGUGAUUAUACACUCCGAAAUGAAAUUGAACGCUUUUUAAAAUAUAUGUUUUAUUUUUAUAAAAAAGAUUUAUAAUAUCUUGGGAGUAUACACUCAGAUUGGUUACGAGUUUGAUUUUCAAUAAAAACAAAAUAACUGCUAUUUGAUUAGUUUGAACUUGGAUUUUGGCUCAAGUAGUUAACAUAGUGAAUCAGAAGGUAUUUCAAAUUAGGUUAUACAGUAUAGUAUUGCAAAGUGGACUAUUCCGAAAGUGUAGUCUACUUUGUAAUACUAAAUGUAUUUUUUCCGGAGUCGAACAUAUAUAUUAAAAAAAAGAAGCUUAUACGUAAUAUAUACUUGGAGCACCGUUCUGUAAUACUAUUUAGCUUCACCCAGCUGCUCGUUACGUCAAUCUAAGGUAAUCUGGACUUACGUUUGGCUACGAAUUGACUUUUUCAAAAUUCUACUCAACAAAAAUUUUAAAAGUUAAACUAGAUAUUGACCCGCCCUCGAGAGGGCGGGUAUAUUUUUCUGUUUUUAAAUUUUUUACCUAAUAUAAUUUAUAUGUUUAUGUGUCUGUAUAAUCUUAUUAUUGUAUGAUAUGAAUUUAAUAGAAUAUAUAUUUUUUGUAAGUAUAUUAAAUAAAUCAAAUUUCAUAAGUAUGUAAUUGUGUUUUUCCUUGUAUCAUAUAUGUAUUUUAUGUAUUGUUUUGUAAUCAUAUUUGUGUUUUUAUCUGUGAUUAUAUUUGCGUUUUUUUUUUAAAAUGAUUAGUAAAUUAUUUUGAUAAUUGUAUUGAAUUUAUUAUAUUGUUAAACUAUACAUUUGUGCCAUAACCUUUUAACACAUUAAUAUGGUACUUUAUUUUCAAACAGUAAUGUAUUUUAAAAAAAUAACAAAGUAUUGUUACAAUUUUGUUUAGCAAUAAAACAGUAAUUAAAUAAAUAGAUUAAAUAAAAAAAAAUUUCAUAAAAUUGGAAUUAUUUAAUUUCGUAUAUAAAAAAUGUAGCCGUAUACAUGUGGUGGUUACUCUCAAAAAUUAAAACUAUGUAAACGAUAUAAAAAAAAAAAAGUAAACGGUAUGUUCAAAGUUCAAACUUGUAAGGAGUGGUGGUUAGUUACUUAGUUUCGAAAAAAAAAAAGAUCAUGUAGUAGUUACUUUAAAAAAUUAAAAGGGCAUUACAGUUAUCAUUAAAAAAAUAUGUAUUGUUGAAAUAUCUGUUGGACCCUACUUUUAUCAAUGGGUCACACUGCUGUUUUAAUAGAAUAGAUAACUAAACGGGUUUACAUGGGAAAACGAAAAAAAUAAAAAUAAAAAUAUACUACAAACAAUCUACUUGUAUAUAAACGACGUUGCUCAAAAGGCAUUUCUCGUCAUAUACUUGUCAACGAUAAAAGAGGAAACAAAAUCUCGAAAAGAGAGAGAGAGAGAUAUAUAUAUGGGUCAAGUGCUUCUAUGGACGAAGGAGACCUGAAAGCAGUAGUCAGAGGCUACUCUAGCUCCUCUGAUGUAUUUUCCGGCAAAAGCUCCGAUGAAUUUUCACCUUCGUUUUGUCUUCCGGUUGAGACAGCUAGUUUAUACGAACAGGAGGCGGAGAAAAUCGGUUUAGACGAACUCGGUGUACUCUACAAGCCCUUUUACCCUAGCUCCACACAAACCCUCACGAACUCCGUCUCUGUUCCGGAAGAUUCAAGAUGUUUCCGAGAUGAUAAGAAACACCGCACACAUGGUUGUCUUCUAGCGAGCGGAUCAAGGGUUAACCGCAUCCGAAUCCCUGAAUCAUGGAAGAGCAAGAAGAACCAACAGAAGAGAGUUGUUGAGCAAGUGAAUGAAGAGAAUCUGCUGUCGGACGCAUGGGCAUGGCGUAAAUACGGGCAGAAACCCAUCAAAGGAUCUCCAUACCCAAGGAGUUAUUACAGGUGCAGCAGCUCAAAGGGAUGUUUAGCAAGAAAACAAGUCGAAAGAAAUCCUCAGAACCCGGAAAAGUUCACCAUAACAUACACGAAUGAGCACGAUCACGAGAUACCAACCCGAAGAAACUCAUUAGCUGGUACAACCCGAGCCAAAUCUUCCAAACCUAAACCGUGCAUAACCAAAAAAUCAGGCAAGCAAGUGGUUUCUUCUCCUACAAGUAACCCCGUGAUCACAUCCGGUGAUGAAUCGUCUGUUGUGGUUCAAGCCACGGAGGUUGCAGAAAUGAGUACCUACCUAACAACCGGAGAAAUCGAGGGCACGAGUAAGAGUUUACCAACGGAUUUGUCGUCGGAUACGGGACAUAUUCCGAGUGGUUUCGAUGAAAUAUUGAAUAGCCCAGAGUUCAUAAAUGGGUACUUAUGGGAUUACUAGAGAACGUUAUAUAUUCAAACUUAUAUUGUAGUUGCAUUGCAGCCGUUCAGAAAAUGCAUUUAAUGUCAAGUCUCUAGGAUACUAAAGUUUCGUAGUUUUCAUCUUGUUUCCACCUUAACCUGUAAAUUUAAUCAAAUAAAAUCCUAUACGUUUUUUCUUUCCCGUCAUACAAAAGCCAAGACAAUAAGUUUAUUUUUAAAGAAUUCAGUUACAAAUAUAUUUGUGGGACGGUUAACUUAAUAUCAAUCUAGUAAUCUACUUGGCGCCAUAUUUGGUUUUCAGCUGUAAAUAUGGUUCGUGAAGAACUUUCCCCAUACAUUAGAAAUCAACAAAGGUUAAUCAACCACGUUCAAAUGGCUUGACAUGUUUGAGUAAUGAGAAACUCUUAUUUGAAGACAUUUUGACUCUGUUUAGAAGUGCAUAUAUAAGUCGAGUAUGUGUUGAACUUAUUUAUAGAUACACGCUAAGAUUAUCUUCUGCACUUAUUUAAAUUAAGUUCAACACAUACUCGACUUCUAAGGUAUCUAUCACGUAAAAACCAGAUUUUUAAGAAAAGCUAAAUCACAAAUAUUAAAUUGUAGUUGAGAUUUGUAAAGGAUAAUAAGUAAGAUAUCACAUGAUUUUAGAAAAACGAUCAUAAAGCUAGUAUAUGUGUGAUUGUUGGAAGGGUAUUGAAUUGAAUGUAUGGUUUGAUGUAAUUUUAGAGAUGCUUAUGAUUCGAAUACGUAAAACCGUUUUUUGUCGAGGUUGAAGAUCAUCGCUGUGUUUAGAUUGAAGAAACACAAAUCAUAGUUCUUAAAUGUGGUUAACAUUUCUUUAAAUGUUUGGAUUGUUGUCUAGGUGUGUAGUUUAAGAUUUCCAAAUCUACUUGGAAAAUAAUUAGUCUAUAGCGUAUAUUGUAUAUGUUUGGCCAGGCCGAUCAUAGCUGUGAAUAAAUUUUAGUCUAUAUACACGAUGCAAUAGAUGGACUAAAUGUACAUUUAUAAAGUUUUGUCAAAUGGCCAAAUUGCCGCUAAUGAGAGUUUAAAUUUGAAUUUAAAGUAGUGGCAUUUUAUAUAGUACUAGGUCAAGAUCCGCGCCUUGCG
This is a messenger RNA of Brassica napus (rape), 3974 nucleotides long. Its product is annotated as probable WRKY transcription factor 29. Gene Ontology annotation, molecular function: transcription cis-regulatory region binding; DNA-binding transcription factor activity. Lineage: Eukaryota; Viridiplantae; Streptophyta; Magnoliopsida; Brassicales; Brassicaceae. The record is from RefSeq and is a predicted model, not a curated record. Bases 1999 to 2889 code for a protein of 296 amino acids. Gene Ontology annotation, cellular component: nucleus. The transcript is spliced from 3 exons. Gene Ontology annotation, biological process: regulation of DNA-templated transcription.